Molecule: messenger RNA, 1188 nt
Organism: Peniophora sp. CBMAI 1063
Lineage: Eukaryota; Fungi; Basidiomycota; Agaricomycetes; Russulales; Peniophoraceae
Source: the annotation of a GenBank genome assembly
AUGUCGAGCGACGACACGCUCAGGUCGACCGCGGAGAAGCAGCAAUCACAGACCACUGGGGCUGCCGUCAAUAAUAAUGCCGCUCUAGCUCGCACUGAACAACGCCAAGACAAAGAGGAGUCCUUUGCGCCUCCCGAAGAGGAGCGCCUUCGCUCGCGCACCAGCGACGUCGGCGAGGCCAUCGAGCGCCACUUCUCGACCGAAGAUGCCGCCUCAUUAGCCAGCAUCGACCGGCCUCCGAGUAGAGAAGAGGUCAAGCAGCCCGCCGCUUUAGUAUUUGGCCCGUAUUCUAUCGAGGUCCUCGCGUUGCUUGCGCCUGCUUCUAUUUUUGGCGUUCUGGCGAGGCUCGGGUUGCUUGCGCUCGUGAAGUACGACGGAGAGAGUAUCUUCACGCUGGCAUAUCCACAGGCUCUGGGAUGCUUAUUUAUGGGCAUGGCAUUAAUGCUCAAGGAGCCCCUAGGAAACUUUUAUGGUCCCCUAUACACUGCAUUCACGACCGGCUUCUGUGGCUCGUUAACUACGUUCUCCAGUUGGCAACUAGACGUCUUUGAUUCAUGGGUCAACUCAGGACACUAUCACCGCGAUUGGCUACGAGAUGUCAUCGAUGGCUGUACCAAGAUAUUCUUCACGCUGAGCAUAGCGUGGGCUUCUCUGUCUUUCGGCGUUCACUUCGCCCAUGGUCUACUGCCGUACAUACCGGUAUCGCGCCCACCAAGCAAACCAGUCCGAUAUACCCUUGCCGCCAUAUCACUUCUCAUGUAUGCCAUGACGAUUGUAACAUACUUCGAACUGUCAACUGCAUUCCGCCACCAAGCAACUGCAGCUCUCCUGUUUUGCUACCCCGGAACCCUCACGCGAUACCUCCUGUCCAUCAACCUGAAUCCGAGGUUGAAGACCAUGCCCCUCGGUACGUUGACCGCCAACCUACUCGGAACGGCACUCCUGGGCGUCUUCCACGUACUGCAGGGGCUCCCGUCACCCCUAUCUCCCAAUGCUUGCAGUCUCUUGCAAGGUCUAGCGGAUGGGUACUGCGGCUGCCUGACGACGGUCAGCACUUUUGCGGCCGAGAUCAGCGCUCUCACUAUUGAUGCUGGUUAUCAUGGGCUCCUCGUUCUGGGCGGGAGGGGUGAACGAUGCUACGGCGGGCACUUGUCGGUAUCCGUGAACGAGGUAUCAAAACAUGUCUAG